AUGAAUGUCUAUGACAACCUGUACUUUGGAAUGACAAACAUAUCAGUUAUGUGUGAGGCAGCAUGUCUAACAGAGGAAGAGGAGGCCAGGCUGGCUGCACUGAGGGAGGAAGAGGAGCAGAAGAGAGGGAUGAUGAAGGAGAAGAUGGAGGCUCUGAGCAGAGAGAUAGCAGCUCUUUCAGACACAGUCAGAGCCACAGAGGAGGAGCUGAGAGCUGCAGACGUCUCAUUCCUGCACAACUACAAGGCUGCAGUGGAAAGAGUCCAGCGCUGCCCCCUGCUGGAGGAUCCACAGCUGCCCUCAGGAGCUCUGAUAGACCAGGCCAAACAUCUGGGCAACCUGGCCUUCAACAUCUGGAGCAACAUGAAGGACAUGGUGACCUACACUCCUCUGGUUCUGGACCCAAACACGGCUCAGACAGGACUCCACCUGUCUGAAGAUCUGACCAGUUUGACUUUAGGAAGGAAACAGCAGCUUCCUGAUAAUCCAGAGAGAUUUGAUUACUUUUGUUCUGUGUUGAGCUCUGAGGGUUUUAACUCAGGGAUCCACAGCUGGGAUGUUGAUGUUGGAGACAGUGAAAUCUGGGCGCUUGGUGUGAUAGCAGAGUCUGUUCAGAGGAAGGGAGACCUUCAGUCUGGAUGUAUGGCCAUAUGGUUCUGUGAAAAUGAAAACUAUGCCUGGUCUCCAGCACCAACUCUCCAAUUUCUCUUAGUCCAGAAGAAGAUCCAGAGGAUCAGAGUGAAUAUGGACUGGGACAGAGGAAAGCUGUCGUUCUCUGAUCUGGAUACUAACACACAUAUACACACCUUCACACACACCUUCACUGACAAGAUGCUUCCAUACUUCUGCGCUCUGGGUCAAGCAAAAAUCUUACCGAUGAAGAUCUCAGUGAUCAAACAGCAGCUCCGACAAACUGAUCUCAGUGUUUCUUGGUGUAAAACCUUUGUUAACACAAUUGCUUAAUUUUACUUACUUGGAUUUAAUACUUUAACUGAAACUCUGAGACUUGGGUUCAGUUCUUCACCCCUUCAUGUUUUUCAUGAUACUAGACUCAUAAACUUUAUUUCUGAGUUAAUAUUCACAGAUAACAUCUGGAUCCAUUGGGUUUAAGUUGUUAGAAAUUAUUUCUGGAAAUAUGCGUCUCCUUUUCUCUCAUGAUGAGUCGGGUUCUGCAGAAUCCAGACCUGAAUGUUGAAUGUUUGUGAUUUUAUAUUAAAUCUGGAUUAUGACUCCUCAACAACAUAAAGGACAAUGGUGAAGUUUGAGCUUUUCCUCAGAAAUCAUUCUGAAUGUAAACUUCUGGGCUUGAAGAUAUUUACAUGUAUAAAUCUCUUACAGAUUCUUUCAUUAUUGUGACAUUUAGCAAAUAGGAAUCAUUUUGGUGAUUCUAAACUAAAACAACAGAAGUUUAGUCUGAUUUAAUGUGGAUAUGUCUUUUUAUUGGGGUGUAUGUAAACGUCUGGGUGAAUAUGGAUCUUGGAGCUAUGAGAUUAUGAGAAAUACACGUUAUCUAAAAUAAUGUAUGCUUCAAGUAAACAUGGAAGUUUGUGUUUCUUAACAAAGAUGUAUCUAGAAAUUGAAAUAAAGCAACAAAUUCCCUCUACGGAUGUAAAAAUAUAACUUAUGACUUACAAUCACAUACAACGGUAAAGUGGUGAAACCCUCAAAUAAUCAAUAAAUCACAAAUAAAAGCUGUUUUGUUCUCAUAAACCAGGAGAAGUUUCUUCAAGUCUGAUCUGUCAGUUUUAAACAAACGUUUCUUUUCCAGUGGAGGUGCUGAUCCGGGUCGGUUUCAGCAGUGAUGUCUGUUUGUUUCAGGAAAUGGACGCCCAACAUUCUUCAUAGAGCGAAACCGGCCAUCAACUCCAGGCUCCA
Poecilia reticulata (guppy) is the source of this 1875-nucleotide messenger RNA. The record is from RefSeq and is a predicted model, not a curated record. Lineage: Eukaryota; Metazoa; Chordata; Actinopteri; Cyprinodontiformes; Poeciliidae.